GACACCACCCCCCAGCGGCCGCACAGGCGCACUGAGCGUCAAACUGCCAUUUUGUGGCAGAGGCUACUCUGCUAAAGCGGGAGAGGGAUUAAAACAAACUGCGAAGAAGCCUGCAUUUGUUGGCGGCUUGUUAAACUUUGUGGCAGACACCCCGUGCUCUUGGUCUUGUUGAACGGCAGGGAAAACACACAAAAAAGAGCUCCUACCCAGCAUGGACGGAGGGCCGACAGAGGGUGUAGGGGUGGAGGUCCCCACCAAGGACUACCCCUCCAUCCAGGCCAUUCACAGCCAGGAUGCCAUGGUUGCUGACCUCCUCCAGCAAGCGGCUGAGGCUGGGGGCGUGGUUGAAGCACAAGCUGGAGUCCUUGAGCAAGCUCAUGAUGACGGAAUGGCAGCGGCCACCCAGGCCCAGCAGCAGCUAAUGGAAGCUGGGGAUGGUGGAGGAGGCGUUGAAAUGAUGGUUAUGAACUCACUCGAUCCCACCCUCCUGCAGAUGAAGACUGAGGUGAUGGAAGCUUCAGUGGGAGGGUCGACUGGAGUAGGUGCCGCUCACCAAGCAACUGUAACAACAGUGGACCAGACUCAAAUCAUCACACUACAGGUGGUAAACAUGGAGGAGCAAGCAGCUUUGGGCCUGGGCGAGCUCCAGCUUGUCCAGGUGCCAGUUUCUGCCACCAGUGUGGAAGCCCUGCAACAAGGAACUUACGUUGAUACCACUGCAAUGUCAAAGGAUGGGGACCCAGUCAUCUGCCACACCCUGCCAUUGCCUGAGGGCUUUCAGGUAGUUAAAGUUGGUGCUAAUGGGGAGGUGGAGACAGUGGAGCAAGAAGAAGAUGAAGGAGAGAUCCACCAUGAAGAAGAGGAUGAUGAGGAGGUGGGUCAUCAGAUUCUGGAAGAAGUUGAAGAUGUACCCAUCCAGACUCAAAGUGAUGACACAAACUGGUCUAAAGACCCAGAUUACCAACCUCCUUCUGGAGGAAUCAGGAGAGGCAAAAAGGUAAAAAAGAGCCGUCUUCGUUAUGGCGAGGGAGACAAGGACAUGGAUGUCAGCGUCUAUGACUUUGAAGAAGAGCAGCAGGAGGGCCUUCUGUCUGAAGUCAAUGCUGAGAAAGUGGUUGGUAACAUGAAACCACCCAAACCUACUAAGAUCAAGAAGAAAGGAGUGAAGAAGACGUUCCAGUGUGAGCUGUGUAGCUACACCUGCCCUCGCCGCUCCAACCUGGACAGACACAUGAAGAGCCACACCGACGAGAGACCCCACAAAUGUCACUUGUGUGGCAGAGCCUUCAGGACGGUCACACUGCUAAGAAACCAUCUCAACACACACACCGGUACCCGUCCACACAAGUGCACAGACUGUGAUAUGGCUUUUGUGACGAGCGGAGAGCUGGUUCGUCAUCGUCGCUACAAACACACACACGAGAAACCCUUCAAAUGCUCCAUGUGUGACUAUUGUAGUGUGGAGGUGAGCAAACUAAAGCGUCACAUUCGAUCCCAUACUGGCGAGCGACCAUUCCAGUGCAGUCUCUGUAGCUACGCCAGCAGAGACACAUACAAGCUGAAGAGACACAUGAGGACUCACUCAGGAGAGAAACCUUAUGAGUGCUACAUCUGCCAUGCACGCUUUACCCAGAGUGGGACCAUGAAGAUGCACAUUCUGCAGAAACACACCGAGAACGUGGCCAAAUUCCACUGUCCACACUGUGACACUGUCAUUGCACGGAAGAGUGAUUUGGGCGUCCAUCUUCGAAAGCAGCACUCGUUUAUCGAGACUGGAAAGAAGUGCCGUUACUGCGAUGCCGUUUUCCACGAACGCUACGCUCUGAUCCAGCACCAGAAGUCCCACAAGAACGAGAAACGGUUCAAAUGUGAAAUGUGUGACUACUGCUGCCGCCAGGAGCGACACAUGGUGAUGCAUCGUCGUACCCACACUGGAGAGAAACCUUUCGCCUGCAGCCAGUGUGAAAAGACUUUCAGGCAGAAGCAACUGCUGGAUAUGCACUUCAAACGCUACCACGACCCCAGCUUUAUCCCUGCCACCUUCGUCUGCCCCAAGUGCAGCAAGACCUUCACCCGCAGGAACACCAUGGCACGCCACGCCGAGUACUGCAGCGGCGAGAAUGACGAGGCUGAGAACGGAACUCCGUCCCCCAAAAAGGGGAGAAGAGGAAGAAAGAGGAAGAUGAUGAGCAGAAGAGAUGAUGGUGACAGCGAGGACGAUCAAGCCGAGCUCGACGAAGAGGAGGAGGACGACGAGGAGGGAGACUUGGAGGAAGAAGAAUCAGCCAUGCUACAGGAAGAUGAGGAACCAGAGAGCAUGGAGCUGGACCAGGCCCCUGCUUCCAUCCCUGUACCGGCCCCCGAAGAGCCGCCAGUCAAGAGGAAACGAGGCCGACCCCCAAAGAAUGCCCCCAAGGCUCCUACACCCAGCAAGUCUGUCAGAGCGGCCGCCAAGACAACGACUAUUGCUGCUGCCAUCAUUCAGGUGGAGGACGAGAACACAGGAGCUGUGGAGAACAUCAUCGUGAAGAAGGAAGAGGGCGACGCCUCUGCAGAGACUCCCCUGGAUGAUCAGGGUGUGGCCCUGACCGUGGAAGGGGUAGGACUGGAUGAGGGAGGGGUGGAUACUGUUGAGCUGGCUGUGAAUGAGGAAACGGCAGCUGCUGCCGCCGCCGCCGCCAACGGCGAUCUGACGCCAGAGAUGAUCCUGAGCAUGAUGGACCGGUGAACACAAAACUGCAGCCCACACACACACACACACACACACACACGUAGCCUGAUCAUGUCUAAAGCUAACAUUUCCACAAUAAUGCCUUCACCUCAUGUCCCAUCAAUAUGUGCUUUUUAACAGCAGCCAUUUUACCUCCAUUGGAGAGGAUUGCAAAAAAAAACAAAAAACUGGUGACAGCAAAAACAGCCAUGCAAAAUGAAAGGAAGCAGCAUGUAAAUACUUCCCACGGUCACCACAGUAUAUCUUUAUACACACUGUGGCACACACACACACACCAGAUCCUGUGUCAUUUCCAAUAUCACGUAUAGAUACCUGAUUGUGUAAACUUAUUACUGACUGCUUACUGCUCUCAAGUGCUUUGUUUUGUUUUUCCGCCGUUUCAAUGUCUUCUGAAUGAGUCAUUGUCUUUUUUGCUACUUGUGUCUACAAAACCACAUCCUGUGUCAGUCCUUGCCCACAUGCUGACACGCUGUGCAGUUAAAGUUCAGUCAGAAACUAACUCACCGCUGUCUCUCUCUCUGUCUUUGCUUUUUACUUUGUUUUUCCUGCUCUCCUGAUUAUUUUACCAUUUACCAUACCCUUUUCAUUUUUGUGUAUAUAAUAUAAAAUGUAGGGUUUUUUCCCUAAUGAAGACAUAGUUUAUGGUACUUAAAGUUGCCUCUGAAAUUAUCACUUGCUCUCACUCAAAUGAUUUGUUUUUCCCUAAAAGUCCGGCCUUGCUCUGUGGCCUGUGUGUAAACACAUGAUGUAAGUAGCUAACUGUACAUCAAGACUUCAGUAGCAGGAAGUUGACCGAAGGAUUCUAUUUCUAAUGCUGCUUUUCGACUGGUCAGAAGAACCCAUGAACACCCAUUAGCAUCUGGCUUUCCUCUGCAAUGAAAGUGAAUGCAACUGGGCCUGGCUUUCACGCUUGGAUCAAGUGACGCACUUGACGCAGGUUUUUAUCGGCUCCCUCUCCGGUCGCAAGUAAUGUAAACAUUGCUUGCAGGUGAAGUCAUAAUUUCACCAUUUUACUGUCAUGACGCUUUCCUUGGUUGCGUGUUGUACAUUUCGGCGCAUGUCGCAUCAAACACAACUGAGCAGACUCUUCUACCGGUAAUUAAAAAGGUGCCGAUCAGCCUUUUUAGCAUGUUUACCUGUGUUUUUAAAAAAAAAGCCACUAAUUUUGAUGUAAAAGAGGAAUAGGUGAGCAUAUGUUGGCAGGUUCUGAUGGAAACUUGCCUUUCGUUGCCUCAUUCAGAGUCCAGACUUGAAAGCUGGUAAUUAUUCAUGCAGUUUGAACGCAAAGGUUUGCCGUCACACGAGCUCGGAGCAGAUGGAGAUAAUCCUGAGAUCAGUUUGUACAUUCUUGUAUACAGUAUGUCUGUGCAUUUAAAUAGUCUUAUUUGACGUAAUCCACUGUUACAAAGACAAAUGUUUUUAUUUGGUAACAUCAGCUGCUAAAAAUGACUUCACGUCCCGGGUCAUACAGCGUUUGGACCAGAUGCGGUUGUUUGAUCGGUGCUCCUCAGACACCUCUGGAACCACAGAUGAUUUGCAUGUAAUUGCAUAUUUUAACCCUUAUUGAUUUCUUGUGAAAACCUUUUUAAUGUUUUUUUAAGUAGCUGGUCCAGGAAUGUGUUGGUCAACCAGACUUGAUGGUCAUCACAUGGUCCUUCAAGUCUCUUUUUCCUCCCACUACUCCAUCACCUCAUUCACCUCUCUGUGAUUCUGUUGCUUAAAGCCUUUAUCACCUUUGAUACUGUUACACUCACACUCUCUGGCAUUCUCUACAGGAGGCUUCGUCUCACUCUGUGCUCCUUUUUAAUCUUUGGCCCAAAUGCAUGUGGUGUUUAUCUCAGAAAAAUAACAACCAUUAGUUUCCAACAUUCUGAAGUGUAAUAACAGCGGUGGAAUAAUAACGACAAAACGCAGCCGUGUCCUGUUCUUUGACUUAUUUUUAAGCGCUGUUUUUAGAAGGAAAUCAGGCCUCGGGGGUUGGCGCUUUUAGUUUGCUGUAACUGUGAUAUCAUUGGGAAAUUUCACAGAAUGAUUAAGAGGGCUAUGAUGUUCUGAUUUACAGUUUUCUGGCGUUGUGUAAAUAAUAGUUAGGGAAAGACCCCUCUGGUCCAAUAUGAUCUCCUAUUUUGUCUGUAGAAGUCAAUUAAAAGCAGAAAAUGUCUGCAAACGAGUUGUUGCUCCAACAAAAUUCCAUGUGACGCCAAAGAAGAUGGGCGUGGGCCAGAACUGUAGCCCAGCCAGCUCCCGCUGUUGAUUUGGAUGUGCGUGCCUUUGCACAGGUUUUCUCCAUGGAAUGCUUCUGUAGACUAUGACUGAAUGAAUCCAUACACCCUGUGAGGUAACUGUUAAAAAAAAAUGACCAUAUACAUAGAAGUGGAAACAGUUUACUCUCUAAAAUCUUUAACAGUCAUCCAGCAACAUCAAUUCUGGGACAGCAACGUUUGUGUUACCAUUCUGCAGACGGACAGAUGGCGAACGGGUGUUGGACUGUUUUCACAGCAGCAGCAUUGUUUUUUGUUUCGUUUCCCUUUCCUCAUUGUUCUGUUAGCAGUGAAGUGAGAACAGUUUUUUUUUAUAUAUAUUCUGUCACAUCCCUGUUUUAAGAGCGAGAACACUGAAGAAACACUUGUCAUGUUGAAGCUGAGACACUGUACAGCCGAUGAAAAAUAAAAAUGCUUAUGCGCCUACAA
Molecule: messenger RNA, 5421 nt
Organism: Solea senegalensis (Senegalese sole)
Lineage: Eukaryota; Metazoa; Chordata; Actinopteri; Pleuronectiformes; Soleidae
Product: transcriptional repressor CTCF-like
Exons: 16
Coding region: 212-2728 (838 amino acids)
Source: RefSeq, a predicted model, not a curated record